Molecule: messenger RNA, 4059 nt
Organism: Eriocheir sinensis (Chinese mitten crab)
Lineage: Eukaryota; Metazoa; Arthropoda; Malacostraca; Decapoda; Varunidae
Gene: Msh6
Product: DNA mismatch repair protein Msh6-like
Exons: 24
Coding region: 95-3994 (1299 amino acids)
Biological process (GO): mismatch repair
Cellular component (GO): MutSalpha complex; nucleus
Molecular function (GO): ATP-dependent DNA damage sensor activity; mismatched DNA binding; ATP binding
Source: RefSeq, a predicted model, not a curated record
CCGCGGUCGCUAAUGGCGGGAAGCGGGUCGGGCGAGGAGGUACAAGGUGAAGCCAUUCGAAGUUUCCGUGCCAUCGCUCCUUUAUCUCGCCGCCAUGCACAAGCAGCCUUCCAUCGCCUCGUUCUUCAGCAAGUCACCGUCCUCGUGCAAGAAGGCCGUGCAGGAGUCGCCGCGGGGGAAGCUGAAACUGAAGGGAAAUGAGGUGACGGCGCUGGACAUGGUGUGGGCCAAGCUGGAGGGUCACCCGUGGUGGCCGGCGCUGGUGUGCUGCAGCCCCGGCGAGGACUCCUUCAUGCGCGGCAACCUUGUCCAUGUACAGUUCUUUGACAAGCCACCCACACGAGGCUGGGUCAAGGAUGGGCUGAUCAAACCGUACGGGCCGGCAAUAUCGACUGGGGUUCCUUCCUACCGCGACGCCACGUGGAUAGAGGCGGUGAGGGAGGCGGGGGAGGCGGAGCAGCUGCCCAAGGAGGACCGCAACCUGCUGCUGGUGGAGAUGCUGCCCUCGGACGACGACAUGAUGGAGGACGAUGACGGGGAGGACGAGGGGGAGAGCGACAAGAGCAAGGAGAACGUGGCGGUCAACGGGCAGCAGAAUGGCCGGGGCAAGGCGGUGGCGGGGGCGGCCAAGGGGGGGGAGCCUAAGACCAAGCGGCGGAGGAUCGUACUCCACUCUGACAGCGAGUCCGAGGAUGACUACAAGCCUGAGAAGGAUGAGGCUGCCCGGGAGAGCGAUGACUCGGUGAGCUCCGGCGUGGACGAGGCGCAAAUGUCCGGCCCAGAGACAGAAUCGGAGGUGGACUCGCCCGUCAAGCAGCAACCACAAAUCAAGCGCCGGAAGUCAGAACCGCUCAAGUCUCGGAACCUCAACUCCUCCCUCUCCUCAUCACCACGCACCUCCACCACCACCACCAACACCACCACCACCACCACUCCGGCCAAGGUGUCCAGCGCUGUCAAGUCCAAGCUGGCCAUGUUCGCAGCCAAGGAGGCGCCGGCCCCCAAGGAGGAGGGGUCCGAGGAGUGGCCGUUCCUGAAGGAGCCGUGGCUGAAGCCGGAGAACGUCACCGACCGGCAGCGGCGGCGACCUGACCACCCAGAGUAUGACCCCAGGACACUAUAUGUCCCCGAGUCCUUCAUGGCCCAGCAGACACCUGGCAUGCGCCAGUGGUGGGAGCUCAAGUCCCGCCACUACGACACGGUGCUGUUCUUCAAGAUGGGCAAGUUCUACGAGCUGUUCCACAUGGACGCACUGCUGGGGGUGCAGGAGCUGGGCCUCAUCAUGAUGAAGGGGGAGAAGGCUCACAGUGGGUUCCCCGAGGUUGCGUACAGUCGCUACUCCUCGGCGCUCAUCGAGAAGGGCUACAAGGUGGCGCGCAUUGAGCAGACCGAGACCCCGGAGAUGAUGGAGAAGCGAUGCAAGAAGAUUGCCCGGCCGACCAAGUUUGACCGUGUGGUGCGCCGUGAGGUGUGCCAGAAGAGCAGUCGCGGCACCAUGGUGUACGGCAUUGUGGACGGUGACGAACGCGAGGCCGCCACCGCCCACCUCCUGGCCCUAGCCGAGCGGCCGGCGCGUGGCAGCGGUGAGGUGAGUGAGUACGGCGUGGCGUUCGUGGACACCAGCAUCGGCACCUUCCAUGUGGGCCAGUUUGUGGACGACUGCCACGCCUCACGCCUCCGCACCCUGCUGGCACACUACCCCGUGGCCCAGGUGCUGCUGGAGCGGGGGCGUGUGGGUGCCAAGACGCGGGUGAUGGUCAACGCCCUGGUGCCGGCUAACCUGCGGGAGGUGCUGGUGCCGGAGAAGGAGUUCUGGACGGCCGCCAAGACCCUCUCCUUCCUGGCCGAGGGUCCGUACUUCAGGGCGGAGGGCCAGGACGACGCACAGUGGCCGCAGGUGCUGAAGGACAUGAUGGACGAGGGUGACUCUCUGGGCAAGACAGCGCAGGAGGACAGUGAGUUGGCGCUGUCAGCCUUGGGGGCCCUCACCUGGUACCUCAUGGACUGCCGCCUGGAGGAGCAGCUUCUCACCCGACGCAUGUUUGAGCGCUACGCCCCGCCGGACACUGUGGCGGGUGACGAGGCCGCCGCCGCAUCCGCCACCGCCAUCCCGGCCUUCAUCGCCAACAGGCAUCAUAUGGUCCUGGACGGCACCACACUCCACAACCUGGAGGUGUUCCGUAACAGCAACGGCGGCACCGAGGGGACCCUAGUGGAGCGCCUCGACCACUGCUCCACCCCCUUCGGCAAGAGGCUGCUGCGGAACUGGAUCUGUGCCCCGCUCUGCAACCCGGCAGCCAUCCGGAACCGCCUAGAUGCCAUCGCCGACCUGCGGAGCAACCCGGACCUGGUGGAGGAGGUCACGGCCGCCCUCAAGACCCUGCCCGACCUGGAACGCAUGCUGGCCAAGGUCCACACUCACGGGCUGCAUCGCCAGUCUAGUCAUCCUGAGGUGCGCGCCAUCUACUACGAGGAGACAAAGUAUAACAAGAAGAAGGUUGAAGGCUUCCUCUCGGCACUCACAGGCUUCAGCACAUGCAUAGAGAUUGUCAAGAUGUUCAAAGGCGUGCGGGGCUCCCUCUCGUCCAGUCUGCUGCGUGGGUGUGUGGCAACGACGGAGGAGGGCGGCAACUUCCCCCUACUGGCUGAGGCAUUGAAGUUCUUUGACGGCGCCUUCGACCACGCGGAGGCCCAGCGGGAGGGCAAGAUCAUUCCGCACCGGGGCGUGGAUGCGGAGUACGAUGAGGCGCUGGAGAGGCUGGACUCCACCAAGAGGAGCCUGGCGGACUACCUCAAGGAACAGUGCAAGUACUUCGGCACCAAGGUGGUGUUCUGGGGCAAUGACAAGAAGCGUUACCAGCUGGAGGUGCCGGAACAUGCGUGUCGCCGUGCCGGGGAUGAGUACGAACUUAUUAGUCAACGCAAGGGGUACAAGCGCUACUGGACCACCGCCACGAGGGAGCUGCUGGAGGAGAUGAUUGCGGCCGAGGAGCAGCGCAACACAUCCCUCAACGACAUCGCUAGGAGGAUAUUUAACCAGUUUGACAAGCACCAGAAGCAGUGGGAGGCGGCCCUUCAGUGCAUGGCUGCCCUGGACGUCCUCUGCUCCCUCACACACUUCUCCCGCGAGGCCGAGACGGUGCAGCCUGAGGUGUUGAGUCCUGAGGCGGGCGGACAGCCGUUCCUGGAGAUCCGCGACGGCCUGCACCCCUGCCUGCUGACCUCCAUGGCGGGUGAGUUCAUCCCCAACGACGUGGUGGUUGGCGGGCCGGCUGACGAUGCCCACCGCCCGCUGGUCCUCAUAACCGGGCCAAACAUGGGAGGCAAGUCCACCCUCAUGAGGCAGACCGCCCUCAUAUGUCUCCUGGCGCAGCUGGGCUCCUACGUACCAGCCGCCUCCUGCCGCCUCACCCCAGUGGACCGUGUGUUCACCCGCGUGGGUGCCUCGGACCGCAUCAUGACGGGGGAGUCCACCUUCUAUGUGGAGCUAGCAGAGACCUCGUCCAUUCUGCAGCAUGCCACCCGCCACUCCCUGGUGCUGGUGGAUGAGCUGGGUCGAGGCACAGCCACCUACGACGGCACGGCCAUUGCCUCCGGGGUGGUGGACGCCCUGGCUCGCCGUGGCUGCCGGACGCUGUUCUCUACGCACUACCACGCCCUCGUCGACCACUUCGCCGAGGUGCCGAACAUCUCCUGCGGACACAUGGCCUGCAUGGUGGAGGGUGAGGACAGCAACGACCCCUCCCAGGAGACCAUCACCUUCCUCUACAAGUUCACUGAGGGGUCAUGUCCCAAGUCCUAUGGGUUCAACGUGGCACGGUUGGCCGGUCUGCCUGAGUGUGUCAUCCGCCGGGCGCGCCAGAAGGCCAAGGAGCUGGAGCGGGCCACCCUGAAGAAGCAGGCUUUCUCUAGGGUCAUGGCCGCCCUGGGAGAUCGGCCAGGGGUGCUGAAAGAUGUCAUAAGGGAGAGUUUUAAAUCCCUGCGUGUGGAGUAAUGGGGUGGAUGAGUGAAAAAGAAGACCGACAGGAUGACAGGGUGGAUGAAGGAGGUGGAUGAGUG